Molecule: messenger RNA, 420 nt
Organism: Exophiala oligosperma
Lineage: Eukaryota; Fungi; Ascomycota; Eurotiomycetes; Chaetothyriales; Herpotrichiellaceae
Exons: 3
Coding region: 1-420 (139 amino acids)
Source: RefSeq, a predicted model, not a curated record
AUGGACGGGGAAUGGACAUUGAUUGAAACCAAAGUCAAGCGUAAAGGGAGCCUCGAUUAUGCCCUGGACCACGACUAUGUCGUUGUCAAUACGGCGCGCGUACCAACAACUCGUACGCCAAAAAAUACCACCGAACGCCCCUCUGCCUUGUGCACGACGCAGACCCCCGCGACUAAAUUCCUCGAGUUAAAAGAGUUCCCACGUAAGCGUAGCCGGGAAAAUACAAAAAUGUUUCGCGACAGAGAGCAGAAAAACAAGCGAGCAGUAAUGAUCCUGGACAAUUAUCAAUUGCUCUGCAAGUAUGCAGAGGCCAAUGGCAAAACGGUAGCACAGACCCGAAUGUACUUUCGGAAGGUGGCUUGUGGCCUCGACGCUGAGCCAAUCAUAGAGAACUGGCUCAAUGAUGACGAUAAAGCCUGA